Molecule: messenger RNA, 1074 nt
Organism: Geosmithia morbida
Lineage: Eukaryota; Fungi; Ascomycota; Sordariomycetes; Hypocreales; Bionectriaceae
Product: JmjC domain protein
Exons: 1
Coding region: 1-1074 (357 amino acids)
Molecular function (GO): 2-oxoglutarate-dependent dioxygenase activity
Source: RefSeq, a predicted model, not a curated record
AUGAGACGCUCUUUUUUGAAAACCGCUUUGCGGUCAUGGCGUUGCCGUCGUCAUCACCAGCCUAUUCUUACUACUGCUCUUCGGGGUCUGUCUACUGUACAGGUAGCUUCUGGGUCAGCAGCAUCGUACGACAUUGAUACCUUCCGAAAGGCAGCUUUUACCCAAGAGAAGCCCUUUCACUUCAAGAAUGACGGUGGGAUACAUGGUGACGGUGACAGGUCAUUGCCUGCAGCUAGAAAAUGGUUCUCGCUGGACGAAACCUCUUCGCCUGCUGCUGACAUGACCCUCUCGCCGUACCUCGUCAAGUUCUCAGAUGAUGCCCCCUUCCCCUACGAACUGUACUCUCCACCUCCCUCAUCGGCGGAUUCGAAGUCGCCGGUGGCCGCUUUCUGCGAGUGGCUCUCACGAAGCGAAGAUUUCCAGGACCAGAUCCUAGCAGGUAUCCUGCACGCCAUCACGGCAGGCGGCCCGGGCGGUGGUGCGGGCGAGGGCUUCUUCCAGCUCCAGGCGCCUCUCCAGCUUCUGGCCAAGGCCCUCCUGUUCAACAGGGACCAGGUGUCCACUGGCCUGCAGCCGCUGCUCCUGUACGUUGCCCAGUCGUCCGUGUCGGACCUCCCGCAGCCCCUGCAGGCGGACCUUCCCACGCCGUCGUUGGUGCGCAAGUCCGGCAAGGGCGACGUGUACGGCUCAAGCAUAUGGAUCGGUACGGAGCCCACGUACACGCCGCUGCACCGGGACCCGAACCCGAACCUCUUCUGCCAGCUGCACAGUCAAAAGGUUAUCAGGCUGCUGCCGCCACAGCUCGGAGAGCGCAUCUUUUUCGAGGUGCAGACUCAGCUCAGGCGGCGAGGCGGCGGCAGUAGUCGCAUGCGCGGCACCGAGAUGAUGGAGGGUACCGAGCGCGCCCUGCUCUAUGAGGCUGUCUGGGCAGACGGGAAACUUGCCGACAAGUUUCAGCAGGCUGAGCUGGAUACCGGUGAUUCCCUCUUCAUACCAAAGGGUUGGUGGCACUCGGUCAAGAGUAUUGGUUCCAGUGGAGCUCUCAACGCAUCAGUCAAUUGGUGGUUUCGUUAA